AUGAACAAAAUCGACUCGUGUUGGCGUGUCCAAUCCAAUUGGGCAACCAAUCGUCGAUCUUUAGCUGAUUGUGUUGUGGGCUUUGGCCAGGGCGCGAUAGGGGGGAAAUUUGGUGCUACAUAUGUUGUCACAAACCCUUCUGAUGACCCGAUUAAUCCUAAACCAGGAACGUUAAGAUAUGGAGUGAUCCAAGCCGAGCCUUUGUGGAUAAUUUUUGGUAAGGAUAUGGUUAUAAAGUUGAAGAAUGAGCUCAUAAUGAAUAGCUACAAGACCAUUGAUGGAAGAGGUUUUAAGGUUGAGAUUGCGAAUGGUCCAUGCAUCACGAUACAAUAUGUUAGUCAUGUGAUUAUACAUGGGAUUAGUGUACACAAUUGCAAACCGGGGAUGGCUGGCCUCGUGAGGAGUAGCCCGGUUCAUGUGGGUCAUCGUCUAGGAUCCGAUGGAGAUGCCAUAACGGUUUUUGGAUCCACGAAUGUGUGGAUUGAUCAUUGCUUCCUCGCUAGUUGUUAUGAUGGUUUAAUUGAUGUGAUUCAUGCUUCUACCGGUGUUACUAUUUCAAACAACUAUUUUUCUCAUCAUGAUAAGGUUAUGUUAUUUGGACACAAUGACAACAACAUAGAAGAUAAAGUUAUGAAAGUGACAGUUGUUUUCAACCGCUUUGGAGCUGGUCUUGUCCAAAGAAUGCCAAGGGUAAGGUUAGGUUACGCCCACGUCGCGAACAAUAGGUACGACGAAUGGCAAAUGUAUGCCAUUGGCGGAAGCGCAAACCCCACAAUCUUCAGCGAUGGAAACUAUUUUGUGGCUCCUAAUAAGCCGAAUGCCAAACAGGUUACAAAGAGAGAGGCGAAUGGAGGAUGGACAAAUUGGAAAUGGAGAUCGUCGAGGGACAUAUUCAUGGGCGGAGCCUACUUUGUUCAAUCGGGAUAUGGAACCAUAGCCCCCACUUAUUCACGCUCUCAAGCGUUUCAAGUUGCUGAUGGUUCCGCUGUGCCCACUUUGACGUCGAAUGCAGGCCCUCUUAACUGUGUUGUUGGGAGAUCGUGUUUAUGA
This is a messenger RNA of Impatiens glandulifera, 1050 nucleotides long. Its product is annotated as putative pectate lyase 2. The transcript is spliced from 4 exons. The record is from RefSeq and is a predicted model, not a curated record. NCBI's taxonomy places the organism in Eukaryota, Viridiplantae, Streptophyta, Magnoliopsida, Ericales, Balsaminaceae. The coding region runs from base 1 to 1050 and encodes 349 amino acids. Gene Ontology annotation, molecular function: pectate lyase activity.